AUGGUGAAUUUUGAAGAUUGGAGUUACGGAUGUGCACCUGAAUUCGAGGGUUGUAGUCCAGAUAACGAGGGUUUCAUCAAGCUUACCCAAGCAGAAUUCUAUGGCUACGAUAUCCGGUAUCACCCCAACUACACUCUCGAUUCAUGCAAGAAAGAUUGCUUAGAUGAUUGCACUUGCAAAGGGUUCCAAUUUUCAUACAAUUGUCAUAAAGGAAUCUAUUAUUGCUACAUGAAGAAUUCUUUGUAUAAUGGAUACCAAAUGGGAUUCUACAAUACAAUGUAUAUCAAAUUACCAAAAACGUUGGUGUCAUCAUUUCAUCAGAAAACAAUCAACGAACAAAACGUCAGUUGCGUAGGCCAGGCUGUGACACCGAUGAUAAGAUCGUACGAGAAAAAACAUCAUAACAAGCUACUUAACUCCAUGGCUGUUUUAGGAUGCGUGAUCGGUUUUAUUGAGAUCAUUGGCAUAGUGUUUUUCUGGUAUAAGAGCAGUAAACACUCGAUUACAGCCGAUCAAUGUUAUUUUCCGGCAGCCACAGCGUUCAGGAAGUUCACCUACAGUGAGCUGAAAAAGGCAUCAAAUAAUUUCAGCGAAGAGAUAGGGCGAGGUGGCACUGGUGUCGUGUAUAAAGGGAUUUUAUCAGAUAAACGAAUUGCAACAAUCAAGAAGCUCAAGAAUAUUAAUGAUCACCAAGGUGAAGACGAAUUUCAAGCUGAGAUUAGCACAAUCGGGAGGCUGAAUCACAUGAAUUUGAUAGAAACGUGGGGAUAUUGUGCUGAAGGAAAACACAGGCUUAUCGUCUACGAGUAUAUGGAGAACGGAUCAUUGGCCGGAAACUUGCGUCUCAGGAAACUCAAUUGGGAGACAAGAUUCGAGAUCGCGAAAGGAACAGCUAAAGGGUUAGCUUAUUUACAUGAAGAGUGCUUGGAGUGGGUUCUUCAUUGCGAUGUGAAACCUCAUAACAUACUCUUGGAUGCAAAUUACAGUCCAAAGGUCGCGGAUUUUGGUCUUUCAAAGCUAUUGGAUAGGGAUAGAAUAGGGAAAUCGAAUUUUUCGACAGUUCGAGGGACUCGAGGCUACAUGGCUCCUGAAUGGGUGUUUAAUCUUCCAAUUACUUCAAAAGUCGAUGAAUUUAGCUAUGGGGUUGUGAUAGUGGAGAUGAUAACAGGACGGAGUCCUACAGGGAAGGAGCAAAGAAGCGAUGAAAAUGGUGACACAGAGCCUGCGCUUAUUGAUUGGGUGAGAGAUAGGAUUAAUGGAAAUGGAAGGGAAUCUUGGAUUCAGGAGAUUGUAAAUCCUUCGAUAAGUGGAGAAUAUGAUCGGAUCACCAUGGAAAAUCUUGUUAAUAUUGCACUGCAAUGUGCAGAGGAAGAUAGGAAGGUGCGACCAACAAUGAAGCAGGUGGUAAAUAUGCUUCAACAUCCAGAGAAUUAUAGAUAA
Lactuca virosa is the source of this 1440-nucleotide messenger RNA. The record is from the annotation of a GenBank genome assembly. NCBI's taxonomy places the organism in Eukaryota, Viridiplantae, Streptophyta, Magnoliopsida, Asterales, Asteraceae.